Papaver somniferum (opium poppy) is the source of this 717-nucleotide messenger RNA. RefSeq names its product alpha carbonic anhydrase 1, chloroplastic-like. Lineage: Eukaryota; Viridiplantae; Streptophyta; Magnoliopsida; Ranunculales; Papaveraceae. The record is from RefSeq and is a predicted model, not a curated record. Gene Ontology annotation, molecular function: carbonate dehydratase activity; zinc ion binding. Bases 1 to 717 code for a protein of 238 amino acids. The transcript is spliced from 5 exons.
AUGUUUCCAGAAGUUGUGAAUUUUACUUAUAGUGGAGAGACUGGUCCGCAGUAUUGGAGUCAUCUAAGUCCAGCUUAUGCUGCAUGUUCCAAAGGAAGAAUUCAAUCACCUAUAAACAUCGAAACGAACGAUGUAGUUUAUAAUUCAAAACUCCUACCACUAGUUAGACAUUACAAUGAUGUAAAUGCUACUCUGAUUAACAAUGUCUUCAAUAUACAGUUGUUAUAUGGGGAAGGUGUAGGUUCGGUCACUAUAGACGGAAAGAAGCACAAUUUAUUGCAAACGCAUUGGCAUUCUCCUUCUGAACAUACCAUUGAUGGAAUUCGCUAUGAUGUAGAGCUUCAUCUAGUUCACAAAUCUGAUGACAACACUACUUUGUUGGUCAUUUCAAUCCUAUAUCGAUUAGGAAAACUCGAUCCGUUUGUCUCUCAGUUGCAUAAAAUGGACAAGAAGUUGCGCAUAUGGACUGUCAGGAAGGUUCCUAUCAAUCUGGUUAAAACAGAAGAGCUGAAGCGUACAAUACCGUAUUAUAGAUAUCUUGGUUCUCUUACUGCUCCACCAUGUACUGAGCAAGUAAUCUGGACUAUUCUUGGCCAGGUGAGAGAGAUCUCCAAACAACAGGUAGCUGCACUAAAAGCAGCAUUGGGCAAAUCUUACCAAAAAAAUGCAAGGCCUCUACAGAAAUUGAACGGGAGGCGAGUAGAAGCUUGGGAAUAG